Molecule: messenger RNA, 1218 nt
Organism: Tetrahymena thermophila SB210
Lineage: Eukaryota; Ciliophora; Oligohymenophorea; Hymenostomatida; Tetrahymenidae
Exons: 1
Source: RefSeq, a predicted model, not a curated record
AUGUUACCCCAAAAUACCUAAAAUUGGAAUAACUUUUUCCUUACAAAGAAGAAAAAAUUAGGAGGCAAAGACAACUCGUGCAAUGAUGAGAGAUAAAAUAAUAUUAAUAACUAAACUUAAAAUAAAACAUAAGAAAUUUCAGAAGGUUAAGAUUGGAAUGGUGAAUGCUUUUAUGUUGAGGUUAAUUAAAUAUCCAUUCCAAUUCCUUCAUUUGUUAGCCUCGCAACAAAAAUUAAACUCAUACAAACCAUUUAAGAUAUUUAAUAACAAGUAGAUAAUUAUCUAAAUAUACCUUCUUUGAAAUAAUAAAUUUUAGAUAAGAUACACAAAGAUUUUGUGAAUAAGAAUUCUGAACUAUUAAAAAAAAUCAACGAUGCAAACACAAAAAUAGCUGAUGAAUUUAGAAAAUUUGUUAAUGAUAUAUUUAAUACAAAUAGUAAAUAGAGCAAUUAGAUCUUUAAUGACAUACAAUAAUAAAUGAAAAACAAGGAAACUAAAAAAAAACCAAAUAAUAAUAAAAAUUACUUGUUUAGUAAUGAGGACUACAUGUAUGAUUAAAAAUUUAUAGAAGAAACAUUAAAUAGCAUUCAUAAAUUUGGAGUUAAUAGAUGCAAUAUCUAGAAAAAUGAUAACUAAACAAUAAUGUCUGAAACUAUAAGCAUUAACUUCUAAGAAAAAAAAACUUUGAAAACUAUCACAUACUCAAUUUUGCAUCAUAAUCUUUGCAAAUAAGAUUAAAAUCGGGCUAAAAAGUUUAUCUACAAAGUUUUAUCUCAUAUCAACCCAAAAAAAAAAGGUUUUGAAUAGCAAAAUUAUAUUCUCAGAUAAAUAUACCUACUUUUCUUGUAAACAAUAAUAAUCAAAUCUAAUAAUAGUAACUAAACUGCUCAAUUUUUAGAGAGUGUCUUUAAAUCUGAGUUCCUGUCUUCUUUACUAUGUGAUCAUCUUUUAUUUUCUGCCAAAAAGAUUCUGAAAAUGAAAAAUCAAACUAAUUAAAACUAGGAUCUUAAUGAUUAACUUUCAAAAGCAUAUGAUUUUAAUUUAUAUUUACUGAGCAAGAAAUAGGCUGAUUCUAAAAAAUAUUUGCAUGCUAAGCAUAAAUCCCGUGAAAUAUUUAUCUAUUUUGAGCAAUCUUUAUAAUAAAAUGAAAACUAGCCAGUUUAUUACAUCAUUAAUCCUAGUGAUUCAUUUAUUUGUUUCGCAGAGAGUUCUUUUUGA